UAGCGCCUCUGCUACCAUGGUGAACGGGUGAGAUUCUUCAUGCAGCCUCCCAGGCGCCAGUCCUUGAAAGACAAACUCGACAGGCGCAAAUCGCUGCAGGAUGAGCUGAAGGCAGCCGCCCUCGAUGAGGGUCCUGAAGCGUCCAACCUGCCCGAUCCUUCUCAGGAGGAUGACGAGGACGGCGAGCUCUGGGAUGGCAAUGACAAUGAGGAGGAAGAAAGCGAGGAGAGCUCUUUCAUGGAUGAAGAAGAGAUUGAGGCAGAAGAGCUGGGUGAUCAAAGGGAGAACCAAGACAAGAUCUUGGACUGGUGGUGCCAGCGUCAGCUGCUCCGAGUCUUGCGGCGUAUGGUGAGAUUGCCAAAGGCGGGACCUUUCAAGGAGCCCCUUCCAUGGAAAGAGCUUGGCUUGGAGGACUAUCCGGAGGUGGUCACCGAUCCCAUUGAUCUCAGGACCAUUGCUGAGCGCCUGCAAGAUGGCAGCUACAAGGAUGAAGAGGGCUUCGUCAAUCCAGACUUCUUCUGGCAGGAUGUUGCGCUUUGCUGGGAGAAUUGCAAGAUGUACUACGAGGACGACCAUGAAAUUGAAGCUGUGCGUAUGGCGGAGGAGAUGAGGGUGGAAGCAGAGAAGUUGGAGGAUGAAUUCUGGCAAGACCUUGAGAAGUUCGAAGCAUCGCUCGACCGAGUGAAGGGGAAUGCCUUGAUCAAAGUCGCUGCAGUUGCCGAUGUUGCGAAAGGUGCCAUGAAGGACGCCGCAACCCUUGCUAUGGAAGAAUCAAUGAAGCUUGCGAAACGUACCCAAGACUGGUGGAACAAGCUUCGCGGAAAAAAGAUGGAGCCGGAAGAACAAAAAGAGAUCCAAGUGCUCCAGAUGGAAGUGAAGCCACGGUUGCGCGACCACUUCCUAGAGAUGCUCAAGCUCCGCUUCCGAGUGAACGGUUGGGAGGACAUCAUGGGUAUCGAAGAAGAGGUUCUCUUUGGCAUGCGAGACAAUUGGCCCACUUUGGACCAGGAGUCUGACUUGAGCAUUGUGGGAGAGGAUGUCGAAGCUUGGGAUGCGAAAAAGAUUGCAGUGGAGAGGUUGCUUCCUACGAAGUACCUGAGUUAUGUGCACGGUGGUCAGCGUGGGAAGCGCAUUGAGUCACUGGCCAGUUCCAGGAGCAGUGUCAGAUCAUCUCCUCGGUUUGGGACUGGUGGAUCUCGUCGAAACUCUUUCGAAAGUUCUAGGGCCGGGUCAGAGAGGUCAGAGAGCAGACAGCAUACACCUCGUUCUCACAGGUCAGAAGGCUCCAGUGUCUUCUCCCAUGGCUCAGAGACAUCCAAGAUGAUGAGUCGGGCGGUCAGAGCUUCAGUCCUCGAAGCAGGGGUUGCUGAGGUUCCAGGUGUCGACACAUCUUCUGAGUCAGAGCCAGACAAAGAGGAAACCAGUAUGCCGCCGGUCAAGCGCUUGUCUUUGAUGAUGCCACCCAAGGGGAGACCAUCAGCCUCCAGAUGAUGGCGUCAUGGCUUCUGAGCUGUGAGCCCGGUGCUUUACGCAUUGUGCCGUCCUUGAAAAAUCCGGGGACAGCGGCGCAUUGUUUUUCCAAGUUCAUUGGGAACCAUAAUUUGUACAUAGUGCGGCUCUCUUGUUCAAGGCUGC
Molecule: messenger RNA, 1635 nt
Organism: Cladocopium goreaui
Lineage: Eukaryota; Dinophyceae; Suessiales; Symbiodiniaceae
Source: the annotation of a GenBank genome assembly